Messenger RNA from Physella acuta, 1805 nucleotides. Its product is annotated as kelch-like protein 28. The record is from RefSeq and is a predicted model, not a curated record. Lineage: Eukaryota; Metazoa; Mollusca; Gastropoda; Physidae. Gene Ontology annotation, molecular function: protein binding.
AGUUUCUGCUUAGAACGAUGGCGAUGAGAGAGGAAUAUGAAAACGGACAGACUAUUGUGAAAAACACAGACAACCUUCUGCAAGAAAAUGAGUUGUUAGAUUAUAUUGUAAAGGUGGAAGAUGAAAACUUUCGAUGUCACCGUGUUAUUCUGGCAGCGUCGUCACAUUUCUUCAGAGCACUUUUUAGAUCAAAUAUGAAGGAAGAGAAAGAUGGUUGUGUAACUCUAAAUGGGGUACGAGCUUCGGCGUUUCAAAUUAUUUUAAACUGCCUAUACAGCGGAAAAGUUGUUUUAACGUUAGACAAUUUUGUAGACAUAUGGCAGGCAGCAGAUGAACUACAGAUAGAUUUUAUUGUACAAAACUGUGAGGAUUUCGCAAAAAAGGCUACGUCUCUUGAAAAUUGGGAGCACAUUUUUGAAACAGCCCUCCGUUUUAGCUCUAAAAAUGCAUUCAGUAUUUGUAAGACAUUUUUGUUAAAAAACUUCGACGCCGUAAGUGGUUCAAAAACGUUAAUGGAACUUGACUUUAACAAAUUCUACGAAUUGAUUGACUCUGAUUAUCUUGAAGUGAGUUCUGAGGAUAAAGUUCUGGAUACGGUAAUGAAGUGGGUUGAGUAUGUCCCUGAAGAAACCUUCAAUGGUGAAGAGAAUGAAAGGGAGAAUGAAAGAAAAAGACCUCAGGUAUUGACAACAUUGUUGAAGUCUGUGAGGACGUGUCUUGUGAGUACACCUCUUCUAAAACAUCUGCUAAAACAUAGAUUGAUACUCAGCGUUACUGAAACUAGAGAUAUUUUGAUUGAUGCUGUGUUGUAUAAGACGACACAUUAUAACAACGGUCAAUGGCCAACAGCGGCUACACAUCGUACCUGUAGUGAAUUUGAACACUGUGGAGUUACAUUUUGCAAUGCCCAAUUUAUUAUCAUAACUGCUAUACAUAAAAAAAUACUUAAGUGUGCAGAAAAUAAUAUUGUAACUUUAGAUAUAGCCUGUGUUGUGUAUGACUCCGAUUUAUACGCUACUGGUGUCAAACAUCAAUCUAAUUCAACCAGCACUCUAUGUGUUUUAAGCAACAAAUCGUGGAACAAAAUUGCUGAAGUUAAAGGUCGUCAGUUAAUUUUAGUGUCAUGCAAUGAUGCCAUUUUUGUUCUGAGCAAAAUUAAAUCGACAAUUUAUUCAAUAACAAAGAAAAAUAGCAUCAUAAAAGUCGAAAAGUUUGCAAAAUUGCCUAACACUUUAAGCGUGAAACACGCAACACAUUAUCAGAAGAUGAUACUCAUUUUUUGCUCAAAUAAAAUCAACCAAGAGGAAAAAACAAUUGUUUAUCAGCUGGACAUUCUAACAAAGAAAUUAACAGAGUUAGAACAAUUGAAUGGACCAGCAGAACAGAUGAUAAGUUUCAGUGAUGACAGCAACACUUACAUUCUACAAACUAAUGGAGAAAUGUGGAAAAUAUUGUGUUCAUCAAAAACAAUGUAUUUUGAAAAUGUUGGAUUUCUGUGGAGUGGAGAGAAAGAGCUGUGCGGCGCUCUGGUCUACAAACAAACGCUGAUCAUUUGUUACCAAAGUUCAACAAUUGAUACACGAAACAAAAAAUUUUCUAUAGAUUAUUUUACGAAAAUAGUGUAUUGGGAAAUGAAUGGAAACUGCUCAAACAUGGUUCCAGCAAUUCUUCGAAAAAGUGAACUGCGACCCGCACGUCGGCGCAUGACUAAAAGUUACAUACAAAAUUGAUGACAUCACCCAUGUGUUAAAUUUUCUUCAAAUCUUAAUGUAUUAAGAUUUUAUUGCGAUUAUGUUUUUGCUCUC